Messenger RNA from Venturia canescens, 1394 nucleotides. RefSeq names its product UBX domain-containing protein 1. Gene Ontology annotation, molecular function: K48-linked polyubiquitin modification-dependent protein binding. NCBI's taxonomy places the organism in Eukaryota, Metazoa, Arthropoda, Insecta, Hymenoptera, Ichneumonidae. The coding region runs from base 170 to 1150 and encodes 326 amino acids. The transcript is spliced from 7 exons. Gene Ontology annotation, biological process: negative regulation of protein K48-linked deubiquitination; negative regulation of proteasomal ubiquitin-dependent protein catabolic process; negative regulation of protein ubiquitination. Gene Ontology annotation, cellular component: cytoplasm; nucleus. The record is from RefSeq and is a predicted model, not a curated record.
UUCUGCAUUUCAUGCGGCUUCGGUCAGGUCAGGUUCGGGGAGACAUGCAACAAGAGAGCGCAUGCUUGGAAUGACACUUGCAUUUUGACAUUGUUUCUCGUUUGUUAAAAAAUUUAGCGUGUUAGUUGAGACAUUAAGACUAUCGGAUUCGUAAAAUUGGGGAUUAAAAAUGCCUUCGGAAGCCGUUGCAAUGCUGGUAGACAUGGGCUUCAGUCUCCCAAAAGUGGAAAAAGCACUUCAAGUUACGGGGAACAAAGGUGUCGAGCCGGCAAUGGAAUGGCUGCUAGCUCAUUCCAAUGAUGUUGAGCCAGAAAUUGAACCACCAGCUGCUGAAAGAGCUCCAGAAACCGCAGCCAAAACACCUGACGAGAAUAGCGAAGCCAGCGCUAGUAAUAAAGAUCCUUCUUCCAGUGAAAAUGCGAAAUCGCUCAAAUGCGACGUUUGUCAAAAGUUAUUCAAGUCUACUCUCGAGGUCGAAUACCAUGCCACCAAGUCCGGCCACGACAGCUUUUCUGAAAGUCUUGAGGAAAAGAAACCCCUCACUGAAGAAGAAAAGAAAGAAAAGCUCAAAUUUCUUGAAGAGAAAUUGAAACUCAAGAGAAAAGAGAGAGAGGAACAGGAGAAACGAGAAGCAGUGGAAAGAGAGAAAAAUAGAAUACGAUCUGGAAAGGAAAUGGCAGAGGCUAAAAGAAAAUUCGUAGAAUCAGAAAUGCAGAGGAUGGUAGCACAAAGAAAACGAGAGAAAGAGGAGGAAAAAUUGGCUCGGCAAAAGGUGCGAGCUCAAAUCGAGGCUGACAAAGCUGCGAGGAAAGCCAAAGCAGCUGAAAGUGGUCAACCAACUACUCCGGUAACUCCCAUGCCAGCCGCUCCUGAGGCUGUUGUUUCACCACCAAAACAGGAUUACAAAGAAACUAAACUUCAGAUCCGUCUAACAAAUGGUCGAACAUUGGUCCAAAGUUUUGGAUGUAAGGAGCAAUUAUCGGCGGUGAGAUUAUUCAUAGAGAUGAAUAGGACCGAUGCCCCAGGGAAUUUCAAUCUAAUGACGAGUUUUCCAAGAAAGGUUUUCGCAGAGGAAGAUUACGAAGCACCGUUGGAUGUGUUGGGCCUAGUGCCUUCGGCCGUCGUAAUCGUCCAGAAAAAGACGGAAUGAUUCGACGAGUCAAGACUGUGCAGCGCAUGCUCGAUAAGUGAGAAUAUCGUUACGCACAACUUUUAUAUAUAUAAUAAUAAAUAAAUAUAUCUAUGUUUAAGAAAUAGACUUAAAAUAAGAAACAAGAGACUCAUCCUCAUUCUCAGUUUGUCAUACGUUGUAUAUCAUUCUCAUGUUCCGCCCGUUCGCUCGAUUGAACAUAUGGUUUUAUUAAUAAAGAAAAAAAAACAGAUACGGAGAAAAA